Haliotis rufescens (red abalone) is the source of this 3486-nucleotide messenger RNA. Its product is annotated as proline-rich protein 36-like. The transcript has 6 exons. The record is from RefSeq and is a predicted model, not a curated record. The coding region runs from base 1 to 3486 and encodes 1161 amino acids. Lineage: Eukaryota; Metazoa; Mollusca; Gastropoda; Lepetellida; Haliotidae.
AUGACGAACGGCCUCAUACACUUCAGUGCACAAGUGCGAGGUAAAUGGUCGUCUGCUCUCCCGACCUCGCUGACCCGCAUCAGCGCCCCCUCCCGGCGAAAUUACGAGCGCCAUUGUAUUGGAGAGAGUCAAUACCUCGUUCAGGUGAAAGAAAUCGAUGAAGAGGAUCUAACUUCGUCGCUCGGCUGGAGUGGGUGUAAAAAGAAACCAACUGAAGCCAAGCCUCAAUGGCUGGCGGGGGUACGUGUAGAAGCCACAAUUCUCACCAACCCACCUUUCUCACAAGCCACAACUCUCACCAACCCACCCUUCUCACAAGCCACAAUUCUCACCAACCCACCCUUCUCACAAGCCACAAUUCUCACCAACCCACCCUUCUCACAAGCCACAACUCUCACCAACCCACCCUUCUCACAAGCCACAAUUCUCACCAACCCACCCUUCUCACAAGCCACAACUCUCACCAACCCACCUUUCUCACAAGCCACAACUCUCACCAACCCACCUUUCUCACAAGCCACAACUCUCACCAACCCACCCUUCUCACAAGCCACAAUUCUCACCAACCCACCAUUCUCACAAGCCACAAUUGUCACCAACCCACCUUUCUCACAAGCCACAACUCUCACCAACCCACCUUUCUCACAAGCCAUAACUCUCACCAACCCACCCUUCUCACAAGCCACAAUUCUCACCAACCCACCAUUCUCACAAGCAACAAUUCUCACCAACCCACCUUUCUCACAAGCCACAACUCUCACCAACCCACCUUUCUCACAAGCCACAACUCUCACCAACCCACCCUUCUCACAAGCCACAACUCUCACCAACCCACCCUUCUCACAAGCCACAAUUGUCACCAACCUAUCUUUUUCACAAGCCACAACUCUCACCAACAAACCCUUCUCACAAGCCACAAUUCUCACCAACCCACCCUUCUCACAAGCCACAACUCUCACCAACCCACCCUUCUCACAAGCCACAACUCUCACCAACCCACCCUUCUCACAAGCCACAAUUGUCACCAACCCACUCUUCUCACAAGCCACAACUCUCACCAACCCACCCUUCUCACAAGCCACAACUCUCACCAACCCACCCUUCUCACAAGCCACAAUUGUCACCAACCCACCUUUCUCACAAGCCACAACUCUCACCAACCCACCCUUCUCACAAGCCACAAUUCCACAACUCUCACCAACCCUCCCUUCUAACAAGCCACAACUCUCACCAACCCACCCUUCUCACAAGCCACAAUUCCACAACUCUCACCAACCCACCCUUCUCACAAGCCACAACUCUCACCAACCCACCCUUCUCACAAGCCACAAUUCCACAACUCUCACCAACCCACCCUUCUCACAAGCCACAAUUGUCACCAACCCAUCUUUUUCACAAGCCACAACUCUCACCAACAAACCCUUCUCACAAGCCACAAUUGUCACCAACCCACCCUUCUCACAAGCCACAACUCUCACCAACCCACCCUUCUCCCAAGCCACAACUCUCACCAACCCACCCUUCUCACAAGCCACAAUUGUCACCAACCCACUCUUCUCACAAGCCACAACUCUCACCAACCCGUCCUUCUCACAAGCCACAACUCUCACCAACCCACCCUUCUCACAAGCCACAAUUGUCACCAACCCACCUUUCUCACAAGCCACAACUCUCACCAACCCACCCUUCUCACAAGCCACAAUUGUCACCAACCCACACUUCUCACAAGCCACAAUUGUCACCAACCCACCCUUCUCACAAGCCACAAUUCUCACCAACCCACCUUUCUCACAAGCCACAACUCUCACCAACCCACCUUUCUCACAAGCCACAACUCUCACCAACCCAUCCUUCUCACAAGCCAUAACUCUCACCAACCCACCCUUCUCACAAGCCACAAUUCUCACCAACCCACCAUUCUCACAAGCCACAAUUGUCACCAACCCACCCUUCUCACAAGCCACAAUUCUCACCAACCCACCAUUCUCACAAGCCACAAUUCUCACCAACCCACCUUUCUCACAAGCCACAACUCUCACCAACCCACCUUUCUCACAAGCCACAACUCUCACCAACCCACCCUUCUCACAAGCCACAAUUGUCACCAACCAACCUUUCUCACAAGCCACAACUCUCACCAACAAACCCUUCUCACAAGCCACAAUUGUCACCAUCCCACCCUUCUCACAAGCCACAACUCUCACCAACCCACCCAUCUCACAAGCCACAAUUCUCACCAACCCACCCUUCUCACAAGCCACAAUUGUCACCAACCCACCUUUCUCACAAGCCACAACUCUCACCAACCCACCCUUCUCACAAGCCACAAUGGUCACCAACCCACCCUUCUCACAAGCCACAACUCUCACCAACCCACCCUUCUCACAAGCCACAAUUCUCACCAACCCACCCUUCUCACAAGCAACAACUCUCACCAACCCACCCUUCUCACAAGCCAUAACUCUCACCAACCCACCUUUCUCACAAGCCACAACUCUCACCAACCCACCUUUCUCACAAGCCAUAACUCUCACCAACCCACCCUUCUCACAAGCCACAAUUCUCACCAACCCACCCUUCUCACAAGCCACAAUUCUCACCAACCCACCUUUCUCACAAGCCACAACUCUCACCAACCCACCUUUCUCACAAGCCACAACUCUCACCAACCCACCCUUCUCACAAGCCACAACUCUCACCAACCCACCUUUCUCACAAGCCACAACUCUCACCAACCCACCCUUCUCACAAGCCAUAACUCUCACCAACCCACCUUUCUCACAAGCCACAACUCUCACCAACCCACCUUUCUCACAAGCCACAACUCUCACCAACCCACCUUUCUCACAAGCCACAACUCUCACCAACCCACCCUUCUCACAAGCCACAACUCUCACCAACCCACCUUUCUCACAAGCCACAACUCUCACCAACCCACCCUUCUCACAAGCCACAACUCUCACCAACCCACCUUUCUCACAAGCCACAACUCUCACCAACCCACCCUUCUCACAAGCCACAACUCUCACCAACCCACCCUUCUCACAAGCCACAACUCUCACCAACAAACCCUUCUCACUAGCCACAAAAUCUCAUCAACCCACCUUUCUCACAAGCCACAACUCUCACCAACCCACCCUUCUCACAAGCCACAAUUGUCACCAACCCACCUUUCUCACAAGCCACAACUCUCACCAACCCACCCUUCUCACAAGCCACAUUUGUCACCAACCCACCGUUCUCACAAGCCACAAUUUUCACCAACCAACCUUUCUCACAAGCCACAAUUCUCACAAUCUAUUAUUCUCACAAACCCACUUUUCUCACAAACCAUUACUCUCACCAACCCAAAAUUCUCACAACCAAUUCCAAAACUCCUCUGUCCAGUACCUCUCAGGACCCCAAUUCUCACCCACAGACAAUUCUCACCCACAGCACAACUCUCACCCACAGCACAACUCUCACCAUGACAGAACCCCAGCCUGA